Procambarus clarkii (red swamp crayfish) is the source of this 2244-nucleotide messenger RNA. The record is from RefSeq and is a predicted model, not a curated record. Lineage: Eukaryota; Metazoa; Arthropoda; Malacostraca; Decapoda; Cambaridae.
AAUCAUAAAUUAUAUAAAGCCAAAUCUCUUUACUCAAGUUUAGUAUGGUAUCAUCGCGGAGGUAUCAUUGUUAUUGUUUUAGAUUCAGCUACUCAGAACAAAAAGUUGCAAGUAGCACGGGCUAUAGUGAGCCCGUAGUGGACUUACCCGGCACAGGAGUGGAGCCGUAACUCUUGUGGCGGAGGUAUCAGUGUGACGUCACACCAGCCUUCCUGUUGUGGAGCAGCGUCUCUCUUGCCUGGGAGGUUCAGUCCUGCUGGAGACACGACCAUCCCCGGACCAGUCAUGGGCAGCCUCGGCUUACUGUCACUCUGUGCAGUAGCAUCUGCAUUGUCGUUCUCAACUCUCACUACUAAAAGUCAUGUCGACAGAGUUAGUAAAACGUUUCAGCCACAAAACAGAGUGUCAAGGGACAUCAUUGAAGAACCAGGAUCAGUGGUCCAGCCAAAGCCCUGCCAACUGUAUGCUCCGGGGCUGGUGGAGGCGGCCCUGCCAACAGUGGUCAGUGUGCGACCGCCUACAUCAGUGUGGUGGAGCGUGCACCUGUUGCUCGUCUCUGAAGGAAACACUAUGGCCUGCAUCACUCUUUCAAGAGCCACCACCGACGUCCAAGCAGAGCUCUUCACUGGCAAAUGUGGGAAACACAGUAUUGAUACUUAUGUCAUACCAAGGAACUAUAUUAAAAUCGAUUGGUUUCACAUCAAAGUGGAAACUUUUAACACACUGAAGAUCUUCAUAAUUAUUCCCAGAGAAGAAAGAACUAUUUUUUUCCUUGAUAAGUUUCUACCUCCAGCCAACAUGUCGCUGAUCGUGGAAGCCGUGAUACCUUUUAAAACCAAAUUCGAUUGUCCCUCCGCCUGUAACAUUGAAGAAGUUCCACACAGCAGCGAGCUUCGUCUCUACAAGCAGUUUUAUAAUAAUUUUUCUUUUAACAUAAUGCCUGAAUCACAUCUCACAGAGCUUCAGGAACAAUUCCCAAGAUGCCAAGAGUGAGGAAGAUGGGGGAACACCUUCACGAGCACUGAGGAAACUAGAACAAUGAUUACUUUUAAAUAUCCAAAAGAGUGACUAAAGAUCUGAUACAAAAGCCGAACAAUAUUCACACCAAUAACAUUAAACAGUCGAAAGUGUAGACUGAUCAUUGCUCUACUUAAAUAUGACUCGUCAAGGGUUCUCCUCUUCAGGUAUCGCCACACUUGCUAUGCAGUGAAUUCCUAUGCAAAUUCUCCAUAAAUAUUGCAAUUAAUUCUCGCUGUAUUGUCAAAUUAUUACAGAUGUAAGAAAUUAUAGCCACACGGGUUUUCAUAUUCUGUUAUCUUAGUUCAUAAAAGUGAUCUUGGUUAAACGCAUUUGUUAAUAUCCUCCACUUUAAUAUUGUCGACUUGUGCAAGAUACAGAGAUGAAAACCCUUGAAGAAUUAAUCUAUGUUACCGCUCCUUGAAUUUUUACCUAAAUGUGAGGCUUCGGUCUCUAUAAGGAAACAAUUUUAGUUCUAGCUGGCUUCAUGUAAAUAUUAUCUUACUAUAAAUAAGUGCCACCAAUACUUUACCAAUCCCUUCAUCCUUGGCGUAAAAUAUUAUUUUAUUGUUAAAUGACAGACACAUAAAUAAAGAGAGACGGAGAAAUAAUAUUUCAUAAGAUAUACGAUUUUAUGACAUAUCUUACCCAAAAUAUAUUCAUUUUCCCAAAUUUGGUAUGAUACGGAUUUCCGGAUCAGAAAUAUCUGUUUCGUCACAUCCGACUUUCCUGUUACUUGGUAUAUUAUCAUCUGCUUGAGACGCGCACAUCCGAAUAAUCACUGAGAGCAUCAGCUUCGUGGUAUUUUCUAUUAAAGUCUGAAUUAUCGUUCUCAACACCCGCUACUAAAAGUUAUGUCGACGGAGUUGGUAAAACUGCAUAGCCAGAAAACACAGAGACAAGAGACAUCACUAAGGAACCAGGUUCACCUGCCCAGCCAGAGCCCUGCCGACUGUCUGCUCCGUCUUUAGUGUGGGAGGCCAUGCCACCACUGGACAGUCCCUUGGAGCGUGCACCUCUUCCACAUCUUUUAAGGAACAACCACAUCCUGCGUCACUCUUUCAAGGAACAUCGCAGAUGUCCAAGCUGGCCUCUUCUUUGGCAAAUGUAUAUCUUGAGGUUAUCUUGAGAUGAUUUCGGGGCAUAUCGUCCCCGUGGCCCGGUCCUCGACCAGCCUCCUUUUUGUUACACAUCCCCUGUUACCUAGCAGUACCUAGAUAACUGGGA